Messenger RNA from Labrus bergylta (ballan wrasse), 3188 nucleotides. Its product is annotated as NADH-ubiquinone oxidoreductase 75 kDa subunit, mitochondrial. Gene Ontology annotation, cellular component: membrane. The record is from RefSeq and is a predicted model, not a curated record. Gene Ontology annotation, biological process: cellular respiration; ATP synthesis coupled electron transport. Gene Ontology annotation, molecular function: iron-sulfur cluster binding; NADH dehydrogenase (ubiquinone) activity. Lineage: Eukaryota; Metazoa; Chordata; Actinopteri; Labriformes; Labridae.
CCCUGCUCUUCCUGCCACACUGCCAGAAGCUGUCAUCACAGCCUGUGACACACAUUAGUGUAAAUGAGAUGAAUAGCUGUUAAGAAGAGGUUUACAUUAACACUGUAAUGGCUGGUGUUAAAUAACUGGACGAGUAGAUAAGUAUUUAAAGAGGAGAAGCCUACCUAUUUGGAUUAUUGUAUAGCCUACAGGAUUACUUAAUCCGUGACGCAGCACAAUAACAAGACAGAGGCGCAAACUGCGUAGCAGGCAGUCUGACGAGGACACACACUGACAAGCAUGCUGCGUUUGCCUGCUGUGAGCCGGACUCUCUUUCCAGCAGCUAUUACCAAAGGAGGUGCAGCUACAGCUAACACUGCUCGCAAUGUAGCUACUGCAGCAGCACCUGCCAGUAACCUGCUGGAGGUGUUUGUGGAUGGGGCGCCUGUCAUGGUGGAGCCAGGAACCACAGUAUUGCAAGCAUGUGAGAAGGUAGGAAUGCAGAUUCCUCGUUUCUGCUACCAUGAGCGCCUGUCAGUUGCUGGAAACUGUCGCAUGUGUCUUGUGGAAAUAGAGAAAGUUCCAAAGCCAGUGGCUGCCUGUGCUAUGCCAGUCAUGAAGGGUUGGAACAUUUUAACCAACUCUGACAAAACAAGAAAGGCCAGAGAGGGUGUGAUGGAGUUUCUUCUGGCUAACCAUCCAUUAGACUGUCCAAUUUGUGAUCAAGGGGGAGAAUGUGAUCUGCAGGACCAGUCCAUGCAGUUUGGCAGUGACAGGAGCCGCUUCACUGAGGGAAAAAGAGCUGUAGAAGACAAGAACAUCGGCCCCCUCAUCAAAACCAUUAUGACUCGCUGUAUCCAGUGCACUCGCUGCGUGCGCUUUGCCAGUGAGAUUGCAGGGGUGGAAGAUCUGGGUACCACUGGCAGAGGUAAUGACCUGCAGAUUGGGACCUAUGUGGAGAAGAUGUUCAUGUCUGAGUUAUCUGGGAACGUUAUUGAUAUAUGCCCAGUGGGAGCCCUGACUUCUAAACCAUACGCGUUCACUGCUCGCCCUUGGGAGACCAGGAAGACUGAAUCCAUUGAUGUUCUGGAUGCUGUGGGUAGCAACAUUGUUGUGAGCACUCGUGGGGGUGAGGUGAUGAGAAUCUUACCUCGUCUUAAUGAAGAUAUUAAUGAGGAGUGGAUUUCAGACAAAACCAGGUUUGCUUAUGAUGGUCUCAAGAGACAGAGGCUUACUCAGCCAAUGGUGAAAAAUGAAUCUGAGCAGCUGGUCCCUACAACCUGGGAGGAUGUGCUGACUCGAGUAGCUGGAGCAUUGCAAGGAGUUGAGGGAAACAAAGUUGCUGCUGUUGUCGGAGGUUUGGUAGAUGCAGAGGCUCUUAUUUCCCUGAAAGACUUGCUGAAUCGUUUGAACAGUGACAACCUGUGCACAGAGGAGGUGUUUCCAAUGGCUGGAGCUGGAUCUGACCUGCGUUCAAACUAUCUACUGAACACCGGGAUAACUGGCAUUGAAGAAGCUGACGUGCUGCUUCUGGUUGGGACAAACCCACGCUAUGAGGCUCCUCUGUUUAAUGCCAGAAUCAGAAAAAGCUGGCUUCACAACGAGCUACAAGUGGCUCUUUUGGGGAAGAAAGUGGACCUAACUUACACAUAUGACCAUCUGGGGGAGUCCGGCACGGUUCUUCAAGAAAUUGCAUCAGGAGCUCAUCCGUUUUCCCAAGUCCUGGCUAAGGCCAAGCAUCCUGUUGUUGUGGUUGGAAGCAGUUGCCUGCAGAGAGAGGAUGGGGCUGCUAUAAUGGCUGCUGUUUUAACCAUUGCUCAGAACACUCACGUCAGCAGCAGUGUGGAGGAAACCUGGAAGGUUCUAAAUGUGCUUCACAGGGUUGCCAGUCAAGUUGCUGCCCUUGAUCUUGGGUACAAGCCAGGAGUGGAGGCUAUCAGAAAGAACCCACCCAAAGUUCUCUUCCUGCUAGGAGCUGAUGCCGGCUGCAUUACUCGCCAAGAUCUCCCGAAGGACAGCUUCAUUAUUUAUCAAGGUCACCACGGCGACGUUGGCGCUACAGUGGCUGACAUCAUACUUCCUGGAGCUGCAUAUACUGAGAAAUGUAGCACCUAUGUGAACACUGAAGGCCGUGCCCAGCAGACAAAGGUUGCUGUGACACCACCGGGCAUGGCAAGGGAGGACUGGAAGAUUAUCAGAGGCAUAUCUGAGCUUGCUGGAGUGACACUGCCAUACGACAGCCUUGAAGAAGUGCGGGAUCGACUGGCAGAAGUUUCCCCAAAUCUGGUUCGAUAUGAUGAAGUUGAGGAGGCCAACUACUUUAAACAGGCUAAUGAACUGUCAAAGGCUGUGAACCAGGCUGUCCUUGCUGAACCUUUAGUGCCUCCACAGCUUACUGUGAAGGACUUCUACAUGACAGAUCCAAUAAGCAGAGCCUCCCAGACAAUGGCUAAGUGUGUGAAAGCUGUCACAGAGGGAGCAGAAGCUGUGGACGAGCCUGCCAUAUGUUAAUACUCAGUGAAAAGCAGUUCAUAGAUCACUGGCUAAAAAACUUGUACGCACAACUCUACAAUUUGCACAUUUCUUGAAACUAUUUAUUUGCACUUUUACUGUAGCAGAUAUGUGACUAUAAUAGAUGCCUAAUCGUUUAUUCAAAUCGUGGAACUAAUAAUGUAAUUUAUUAACCUGCAGAAAUGUGAGUAUAUGUUACCUGCAAGGUGACUAAAUAAUGAUUGGUUUACUAAAUUUCCAAAGAUGCACUCCUGACAGAUUACAUUUUUACUUUUUAGGAUGCAAAUAAUAGCUGUUACCAAAGGUUUUAAAACAUUAUGUGUCUAAGGUAAAUCCCGUUUUUUGUCUUCCUGUAAAGUUGCCAGAAGUUAUGCAUAUAUUUUACUAAUGGUAUAUUUAUAUAAAUGUGGUAAGUUGUGGGGAAAUGAAUAAACCAGUUUUCUAUAGCAAGCCGUUUUAUCUUUUCAAACGCCCUUUUAAAAUUGUACUCUCUAUUUAUAUUUUACAAUGAUGUUUUAGUGUGACAGUAGUAGUAUUAAUAAUAUUUACAGUCUAUGUAGUAACCUUUUCCUGUCCCGAGCUUCUGUAUCUUGUUGGCACGUGAUUCAUGAUCAGUGAUCAGCCGGUAAAGCUGGCAGCUGUUAACUCAUUCAUAUUGAAGACGAUAGCCGUGGUGGAAUAAACACUGAAACACUUUG